Messenger RNA from Brassica napus (rape), 633 nucleotides. Its product is annotated as MATH domain and coiled-coil domain-containing protein At3g58370-like. Gene Ontology annotation, molecular function: protein binding. NCBI's taxonomy places the organism in Eukaryota, Viridiplantae, Streptophyta, Magnoliopsida, Brassicales, Brassicaceae. The transcript has 2 exons. The record is from RefSeq and is a predicted model, not a curated record. The coding region runs from base 1 to 633 and encodes 210 amino acids.
AUGCUUCCACUUGUAAUUGUUGAUUCCAAAGAUGGUGGGUUUCUUGUGAAUGAUGAGCUCAAGAUUGUUGCGGAGGUAGAUGUUCUUCAAGUUACCGUAGCAUCUGAUGCAUCAGAGCGAUCUCAAGAGGCAGCAUAUUAUGUUACGGGAUCUAGUGAUUUGCAAAAGGAAACUCGAGUGGGAAACGAAACCGUUGAUGUCAACGGGUUUCAAGUCUCUACAUCACAAGUAGCAUCUGUGAGGUGUAUAUUUGAAAAUCACCCAGACUUUGCAUCAAAAGUCCUUUCAAAUAAUCAGCAUCUGAAGUCGACAUACAUGAAUGUUCUCCUUGGACUAAUUGAAACACUAUGCCAGUUGCCUGAGAAGCUCUCUGAUGUUGAUUUGUCUGAAGCAUCGGCUGCAGUUGUAUACUUAACGCAGGUUGGCUUUAAAAUGGAUUGGUUGGAAAAGAAGCUCCAGGAAUUAAAGGAAAAGAAGAAGAUGAUGAACACUGGCAAGGCUCAGCUGCAACACAUGGAGGAAGAGUUUAAAAUACUCAACAAGAAAUGCUUAGACCUGAAAGAUCUUCUGGACAAGCAGAAUGAAGAUUUGUCUGCCGCCAAUGUUGCUUUCUCGUUCGAUGAUGUUGUUUGA